UUUUGAAAGUUUAAAGCUUUAAAGAUCCCAAAAUUCUUCCCAGGAGGAAAUAAAAAAUAAAUAAAAAAGUAAAAGCCAAAGAAAAAGAAAGAUCAACAGGAGCCAGUCCACUCAUUAAAAGUUCAAAACAAAACCAUUCAUUUCUUUGACAAGUUUUUGUGUACUUUGAACUUUGAAUUGCUUUGUGUCCAAGCCAGCCAGUCAGCCAGCUUCGGUAUCUUUCAUGUCUUCUUCAUGUUCUUGUUGAAGGGUCAGUUAUUUUUAGUUCAAGUACCUGACAUGGGUUUAAGAGAAUUUCAAGUAAGGUAGUUUUUCUUUUGCUUUCAUUUGGGGUGAAAUUUGAGCACCAAAAUUGAAGCAUCAAUGGAAGAAAAGCCAGUCCCAGCAUGGUCAUGGCCGGUUGAGCAGUGUUUGAAAGAGUACCAUGUGAAACUAGACAAGGGCCUGAGCACUUAUGAGGCCGAGAAGCGGCGUGAAAGGUAUGGCUGGAAUGAGCUUUCCAAAGAGAAGGGCAAGCCUUUAUGGAGGCUUGUGUUAGAGCAAUUUGAUGACACGCUUGUAAAAAUACUUCUAGUUGCAGCCUUCAUAUCUUUUGUUCUAGCUUUCCUGGGUGGAGGUGAGUCAGGGGAGUCAGGGUUUGAAGCCUAUGUAGAACCAUUUGUGAUAGUAUUGAUUUUAAUCCUUAACGCCAUUGUUGGAGUUUGGCAAGAGAGCAAUGCUGAAAAAGCACUUGAAGCCCUUAAGCAGAUGCAGAGUGAAUCUGGAAAGGUUUUAAGAGAUGGCUAUCUGGUGCCAGAUUUGCCUGCAAGAGAACUUGUUCCUGGUGAUAUCGUCGAAUUGCGAGUGGGAGACAAAGUCCCGGCUGACAUGAGAGUUGCAGUUUUAAAGACUUCAACUUUGCGAGUGGAGCAGAGCUCAUUGACUGGUGAGGCAAUGCCUGUUCUGAAAAGCACUGGUCCUAUAUUUAUGGAUGAUUGUGACUUGCAGGCGAAAGAGAAUAUGGUUUUCUCAGGCACAACUGUUGUCAAUGGUAGCUGUCUUUGUGUUGUUGUCAGCACUGGGAUGAACACUGAGAUUGGCAAAAUACAAAAGCAAAUACAUGAGGCUUCUUUGGAAGAAGAUGACACCCCUUUGAAGAAGAAGCUGGAUGAAUUUGGCAGCAGGUUCACUACUGCUAUUGGGUUUGUUUGCCUUAUUGUUUGGGUUAUGAACUACAAAAAUUUCCUCUCUUGGGAUCUUGUUGAUGGAUGGCCAACGAAUGUUAGGUUUUCGUUUGAGAGAUGCACAUACUAUUUUAAGAUAGCUGUUGCACUUGCCGUGGCUGCAAUCCCAGAAGGUCUUCCUGCUGUUAUUACAACUUGCUUAGCUCUUGGUACAAGGAAAAUGGCACAAAAGAAUGCAAUUGUGAGGAAGCUUCCAAGUGUAGAAACCUUAGGAUGCACAACUGUGAUUUGUUCAGACAAAACUGGGACUUUGACAACAAACCAGAUGUCUGUGACAGAAUUCUUCACUUUGGGUGGAAAAACCACAGCUUCUCGAACAAUUCGUGUUGAAGGCACAACUUAUGAUCCCAAGGAUGGGGGAAUUGUUGAUUGGACUUGCUAUAAUAUGGAUGCUAACAUGCAAGCCAUUGCAGAAAUCUGUGCUAUUUGCAAUGAUGCUGGGAUUUAUUUUGAUGGCCAGCUCUUCAGGGCUACAGGUUUGCCAACUGAGGCAGCUCUUAAGGUUUUGGUUGAAAAGAUGGGAGUUCCAGACAUCAAGGCGAGAAACAAAAUUCGUGACACACAGCUUGCUGCAAGCUACUUAAUUGACACCACAACAGUGAAAUUAGGCUGUUGUGAGUGGUGGACAAAAAGAUCGAAAAGGGUUGCCACACUAGAAUUUGAUCGUGUUCGAAAGUCUAUGAGUGUUAUUGUCCGGGAGCCAACUGGGCGUAACCGACUUCUUGUCAAGGGUGCUGUUGAGAGUUUACUGGAGCGCACUUUGCAUGUACAACUUGCUGAUGGAUCCCUUGUUCCAAUAGACGAACCUUGUAAACAAUCAUUGCUCUUGAGACUCUUGGACAUGAGCUCAAAGGGAUUGCGGUGCUUGGGUUUUGCAUAUAAGGAGGAGUUGGGAGAGUUUUCAGAUUAUCAUUCUGAAAGCCAUCCUGCUCACAAGAAGUUGCUUGAUCCAGCCUGCUACUCCUCCAUUGAAAGUGACUUAGUUUUUGUAGGCAUUGUUGGGUUAAGAGACCCUCCUCGUGAUGAAGUUGGAAAAGCAAUUGAAGAUUGCAGAGAAGCUGGAAUUAGAGUUAUGGUAAUAACUGGAGAUAACAAGUCCACAGCUGAGGCUAUCUGUCAAGAAAUCAAGUUGUUCUCUAAAGAAGAGGAUCUGAAAGGGAGAAGUUUUACUGGAAAAGAGUUCAUGUUUCUACCCCAGCCACAACAAAUGGAAUUUUUAGCAAAACCAGGAGGGAAGGUUUUCUCUCGUGCGGAGCCUAGGCAUAAGCAAGAGAUAGUAAGGAUGCUGAAAGAGAUAGGGGAGAUUGUUGCAAUGACUGGAGAUGGAGUGAACGAUGCACCAGCACUUAAACUUGCUGACAUUGGGAUUGCCAUGGGCAUCACAGGAACUGAGGUUGCAAAAGAAGCUUCAGAUAUGAUUUUGGCAGAUGAUAAUUUCAGUACUAUUGUUUCAGCUGUUGCCGAAGGCCGUGCCAUUUACACUAACAUGAAAGCUUUUAUCAGGUACAUGAUUUCUUCAAAUGUUGGAGAGGUAAUAUCCAUAUUCUUGACCGCGGCAUUGGGAAUACCCGAAUGUAUGAUACCUGUGCAGCUUCUGUGGGUAAAUCUGGUCACCGACGGACCACCUGCAACAGCUCUUGGAUUUAACCCAGCUGACAUGCAUAUUAUGAAGAAACCGCCCCGCAAAAGUGACGAUGCUCUUAUGAGUCCUUGGGUUCUUUUCCGUUACCUGGUUAUUGGUUCUUAUGUGGGCAUUGCAACUGUUGGCAUUUUCAUCUUGUGGUAUACUCAGGCUUCCUUUAUGGGCAUCAAUCUUGUGAGUGAUGGACAUACACUUGUUGAACUAUCUCAGCUUCGAAAUUGGGGAGAGUGUCCGUCAUGGUCGAAUUUUACCGUGGCUCCGUUCACAGUUAGCGGAGGUCGGACUAUCAGUUUCUCUGACCCUUGUGACUAUUUCUCUGUUGGUAAAGUGAAGGCAAUGACUUUGUCACUCUCUGUCUUGGUGGCCAUUGAGAUGUUCAAUUCCCUCAAUGCUCUUUCUGAAGAUAUUAGCUUGGUCAAAAUGCCACCUUGGAGGAACCCUUGGCUCUUGGUUGCCAUGUCAGUCUCAUUUGGACUUCAUUGCCUCAUUCUCUACAUUCCCUUUUUAGCAGACGUGUUUGGCGUUGUUCCAUUGAGUCUGAAUGAAUGGCUCCUGGUAAUUUUGAUCUCGGUGCCGGUGAUACUUAUUGACGAGGUUCUUAAAUUAGUAGGAAGGAGGAGAAGUUGGAGAGCAAAGAAGGAGAAAACAGCAUGAUAAAAUCUCAGGUUAUUAUGAUCAGUAGGAAAGCAGAUUCAUUCUGGAUGUGACAGAGUAAAGAAACCAUGUAGUUAAUUAGAAUUUUCUGAUAACUUUUUUUAUCUGUUCACUUUCACUUUCAAUUUGUUUUGUUUUUUGUGUGAAAGUAAAGGCAUUAAACACAUUUGUUCAUUAAUUAAAAUAGAAAUGAAAAAUAUUUAAUCUCUGGGUUGUUAAA
Prunus mume (Japanese apricot) is the source of this 3739-nucleotide messenger RNA. RefSeq names its product ER-type Ca2+-ATPase 2 (gene ECA2). Gene Ontology annotation, cellular component: membrane. The record is from RefSeq and is a predicted model, not a curated record. Gene Ontology annotation, molecular function: ATP binding; ATP hydrolysis activity; transporter activity. NCBI's taxonomy places the organism in Eukaryota, Viridiplantae, Streptophyta, Magnoliopsida, Rosales, Rosaceae.